Penicillium cosmopolitanum is the source of this 2109-nucleotide messenger RNA. RefSeq lists its product as uncharacterized. The transcript has 2 exons. Gene Ontology annotation, molecular function: DNA-binding transcription factor activity, RNA polymerase II-specific; zinc ion binding; DNA binding. Bases 1 to 2109 code for a protein of 702 amino acids. Lineage: Eukaryota; Fungi; Ascomycota; Eurotiomycetes; Eurotiales; Aspergillaceae. The record is from RefSeq and is a predicted model, not a curated record. Gene Ontology annotation, biological process: regulation of DNA-templated transcription; DNA-templated transcription.
AUGGCUCAAGAUUCGGUCAGUACAAAUAAACAUUUUCCACGUGGAGGAUCUACAUUACUCCAACGGAGCUGCCACGAUUGCAACCGCAGAAAGGUACGGUGUAGCAAGUCCUGGCCUUGCGAUAAUUGUGUGCGUUUAGGCGUCGAGUGCUCGUAUCCACCGCCUGGCCGUAAGCCUCGGAAAAUAACCAAAAGACCGUCGAACGAGGAUGAAUUGGUUUCCAGAUUGAGCCAUCUUGAAGCUCAAAUCAAAAAUCUCGGUAGCAAAAAUGCUGCUGAAGAGGCCUCUCCGGGUUUCCCACUAGGGCGGGACAAUGAUGACAGCCUGCAGGGCAGCCGCAUACGGCUAGCCAAGCAUAGCCCGGGCGAUGGGGUAAUUGAGCAGCAGAGAGAGGCUGAGAGCGAUGGAAUUGCGAUGAGCAAAGGGUCUGUCUCACCCAAGGCGACUUCCAGUACACUGGAGGAUCAAUUUGGACGCCUUGUUGUGGAUCGAAAUAGUGGAACGAGCCGCUAUGUGAAUCAUCAAGUUUUGACGGAACUUGCAGAUCAGAAAAAAGUACUGAGGCUGUGGUUGAAGAUUAAAGAAGUUCGAGAUCUUUUUGCUUCGCCGGAAUCACAGACAUUAUCCGAGGAAGAUUCCUCGACACCAAUGCCCACAGCAGCACAGUCUGAGAUAUCGAGUCCCUUCAUAUUUGGUUACCAUUCUGUGGCUCAUUCACUCAACAAUUUUCAUCCAUCGCCAAUUAUCAGCCAUCUUCUUUUCAACACCUUCGAAGAGAAUGUGGCACCCAUAAUUCUGAUCAUACAUAAGCCUAUGUUGAAAGAGAUGCUCCAAACAGCGACUACAAAUCCGAAGAAUUUUGAUAAGGGGUCUGAGGCAUUGGUAUUUGCAAUCUAUCUAGCUGCGAUCUACAGCAUGUCACCAGAAUUAUGUCUUGCACAGCUAGGGACAGACCACACUACCUUGACCAAACGAUACCGGUUCGCAGUCGAGCAGGCGUUGGUGCGGGCAGGAUUCCUUCAUACCCGCAAGUUAAUUGUGUUACAAGCAGCAGUUCUUUUUUUGAGCUGUGCCUGUGGUCCUCAGGAUUCCCACUUUGUCUGGACCAUGAUCGCUGUGGUAACUCGUCUUGCCCUGGGCCUGGGGCUGCAUCGGGAUAGUAGUCAUUUCGGGCUAGGUCCAUUCGAAACAGAGAUGCGGCGACGAUUGUGGUGGUAUAUAUACCUAUUGGAUGUCCGAUCAUCCGACUCUCAGGCCACGAGCCCUCAGAUCCGGGAAGGAGAUUACGAUACUCUUUUGCCAUUGAAUAUCAAUGAUGAUGAUUUGUCGCCUGACAUGGUUGAGGCUCCACCGGAACGAACUGGAUUUACAGAUAUGUCAUUGACCUUGGUCAGAUGUGAAAUCCUCAUAUUGCAUCGUAAAUUGAUGCAACUCAACAGCCUCGGGGCUGAUAAUGAUGGACAUAACGUGUUAUUUCAGAACCGCCUCCAGGCAAUAGAAAAGACCCGGGCCACCCUUGACGAGCGAUACCUCAAAUUCUGUGACCUUGAAAUCGCGAUUCACUGGGUAACCGCGACCAUUGCCCGAGUUGCUCUGGCACGCUCCUGGCUUGUGUCGCACUUCUCGCUGAUGAGCGCCGAAGGAUUCCAACCAGAUCUGUUCCCCGAAAGAUGUGAUCUCCUUAUCCUCACCGCGAUCGAGGUACUUGAAUUUGGUUGGCUACUUGAAGCCCACGAAAAUACCACGAAAUGGUCCUGGCUGUUCCAGGGAUAUGUACAGUGGCAGGCAUUUGCAUUUCUUCUGUCAGAGCUAUGCGUGCGCCCGAUCGCCCCUUUAUCAGAUCGUGCAUGGGUGGCCGUCGAUCGGAUUUAUGAACGAUGGGCUGGACCAAUGGGCAAUCGACUUGGGUUGAUGAUGCGACCGUUGGAACGUCUCCGGAAUCGGGCUGCUAGAAUUCGAUCCCAGCAGCCUAUGCCAAUUCCAAACAACUUGAAUUUAGCUGAUAUGGGUGAUAGGGCCCCGGAUAUGACCAAUUCUGUGGAAGAAUUCCAGGGAGAUUUAGGAUCCCUUGAUAUCUUUAUGGACGUAGUCAAUACUAUGGGGCUAUAG